AUGUGGUCCCAGAGGAACCAACCCCACACGAAAGUCAAUGUGGUUACAGAGGAACCAACCUCACUGAAAUUCUAUGUGGUCCCAGAGGAACCAACCUACACGAAAAGUCAAUGUGGUUACAGAGGAACCAACCUCACUGAAAUUCUAUGUGGUCCCAGAGGAACCAACCUCCACGAAAGUCAAUGUGGUUACAGAGGAACCAACCUCACUGAAGUUCUAUGUGGUCCCAGAGGAACCAACCUCCUGAAUUUCAAUGUGGUUACAGAGGAACUAACCUCACUGAAAUUCUAUGUUCCAGAGGAACCAACCUCACGAAGAUUUCCAUGUGGUCCCAGAGGAACCAACCUACACGAAAUUCAAUGUGGUUCCCAGAGGAACCAACCAACCUCACUGAAUUUCUAUGUGGUCCCAGAGGAACCAACCCACACGAAAGUCAAUGUGGUUACGGAGGAGCCAACCUCACUGAAAUUCUAUGUGGUCCCAGAGGAACCAACCUCCCCGAAAGUCAAUGUGGUUACAGAGGAACUAACCUCACUGAAAUUCUAUGUGGUCCCAGAGGAACCAACCUACACGAAAGUCAAUGUGGUUACAGAGGAACUAACCUCACUGAAAUUCUAUGUGGUCCCAGAGAACCAACUUCAGAGGAACCAACCUCAAUUUCUCUGUGGUCCCAGAGGAACCAACCCACACGAAAUUCAAUGUGGUUACAGAGGAACCAACCUCACUGAAUUUCUAUGUGGUCCCAGAGGAACCAACCCACACGAAAGUCAAUGUGAUUACAGAGGAACCAACCUCACUGAAAGGAACCAACCUCCCUUGAAAGUCAAUGUGGUUACAGAGGAACCAACCUCACUGAAUUUCUAUGUGGUCCCAGAGGAACCAACCCACACGAAAGUCAAUGUGGUUACAGAGGAACUAACCUCACUGAAAUUCUAUGUGGUCCCAGAGGAACCAACCUCCACUGAAAGUCAAUGUGGUUACAGAGGAACUAACCCACUGAAAUUCUAUGUGGUCCCAGAGGAACCAACCUCACUGAAUUUCUAUGGUCCCAGAGGAACCAAGUCAAUGAAAGUCAAUGUGGUUACAGGAACCAACCUCACUGAAAUUCUAUGUGGUCCCAGAGGAACCAACCCACACGAAAGUCAAUGUGGUUACAGAGGAACCAACCUCACUGAAAUUCUAUGUGGUCCCAGAGGAACCAACCUACGAAAGUCAAGAGGAACUAACCUCACUGAAAUUCUAUGUGGUCCCAGAGGAACCAACCUCCCGAAAGUCAAUGUGGUUACAGAGGAACCAACCUCACUGAAAUUCUAUGUGGUCCCAGAGGAACCAACCUCACUGAAUUUCAAUGUGGUUACAGAGGAACCAACCUCACUGAAAUUCUAUGUGGUCCCAGAGGAACCAACCUCACUGAAGUUCUAUGUGGUCCCAGAGGAACCAACCCACACGAAAUUCAAUGUGGUCCCAGAGGAACCAACCUCACUGAAUUUCUAUGUUGGUCCCAGAGGAACCAACCCACACGAAAGUCAAUGUGGUUACAGAGGAACCAACCUCACUGAAAUUCUAUGUGGUCCCAGAGGAACCAACCUCACUGAAAGUCAAUGUGGUUACAGAGGAACCAACCUCACUGAAAGUUCUAUGUGGUCCCAGAGGAACCAACCUCACACGAAAUUCAAUGUGGUUACAGAGGAACCAACCUCACUGAAGUUCUAUGUGGUCCCAGAGGAACCAACCUACACAAAAGUCAAUGUGGUUACAGAGGAACCAACCUCACUGAAAUUCUAUGUGGUCCCAGAGGAACCAACCUCACUGACUGAAUUUCUAUGUGAGGAGGAACUAACCUCACUGAAGUUCUAUGUGGUCCCAGAGGAACCAACCCACACGAAAGUCAAUGUGGUUACAGAGGAACCAACCUCACUGAAAUUCUAUGUGGUCCCAGAGGAACCAACCUACAAAAUUUCAAUGUAUUACAGAGGAACUAACCUCAAUGAGUUUUAUGUGGUCCCAGAGGAACCAACCUCACUGAAAUUCUAUGUGGUUCCCAGAGGAACCAACCUACUGAAAAGUCAAUGUGGUCCCAGAGGAACUAACCUCACUGAAGAGGAAUGUGGUCCCAGAGGAACCAACCUACACGAAAGUCAAUGUGGUUACAGAGGAACUAACCUCACUGAAGUUCUAUGUGGUCCCAGAGGAACCAACCUACACGAAAGUCAAUGUGGUUACAGAGGAACCAACCUCACUGAAAUUCUAUGUGGUCCCAGAGGAACCAACCUCACUGAAGUUCUAUGUGGUCCCAGAAAGUCGAAAGUGUGGUUACAGAGGAACUAA
Acanthosepion pharaonis is the source of this 2328-nucleotide messenger RNA. The record is from the annotation of a GenBank genome assembly. NCBI's taxonomy places the organism in Eukaryota, Metazoa, Mollusca, Cephalopoda, Sepiida, Sepiidae.